Messenger RNA from Trifolium pratense (red clover), 1223 nucleotides. Its product is annotated as chromatin remodeling protein SHL. The coding region runs from base 195 to 845 and encodes 216 amino acids. The record is from RefSeq and is a predicted model, not a curated record. The transcript is spliced from 5 exons. Lineage: Eukaryota; Viridiplantae; Streptophyta; Magnoliopsida; Fabales; Fabaceae. Gene Ontology annotation, molecular function: chromatin binding.
CGUCACCACCAAUUUCCUUUUCGGUCAGUCUCACUCACCAGAAAGAAAGAACAAACAAACGUUGAUAAACACAUCGACGCACCGUUUCAUCCCUGUUCAGCGAAACACCAGAAUAUUAGGUUUUUACUUAUUCAUUCAUUCAUUUCUUCACCGGUUUUUUUUUUAUUACUCUCAUUUCAUCAUAAUUCAUAACCAUGGCUAAACCAAAAGCUCCAAAGCGAACCCUAGAGUCAUACCCAGUCAAACACAUGAACAAAAAUAUCAAAGCUGGUGAUUGUGUGCUGAUGCGUCCAGCUGAACCAUCCAAACCCUCGUAUGUUGCUAGGAUCGAGGGGAUCGAAGCUGAUUCAAGAGGUGCUAACGUGAAAAUUCAUGUUCGUUGGUAUUAUCGGCCGGAGGAGUCGAUUGGUGGCCGGAGACAGUUUCACGGCUCGAAGGAGGUUUUUCUUUCUGAUCAUUUUGAUGUUCAGAGUGCUGAUACAAUUGAAGGGAAGUGUACUGUUCACAGUUUCAAGAGCUACACCAAGCUUGAUGCUGUUGGUAAUGAAGAUUUCUUCUGUCGUUUCGAAUACAAUUCCGCUACUGGUUCUUUUAAUCCUGAUAGAGUUGCUGUGUAUUGCAAAUGUGAGAUGCCAUACAAUCCAGACGAUCUUAUGGUCCAAUGUGAGGGAUGCAGUGACUGGUUUCAUCCUGCUUGUAUAGACAUGACUGUGGAGGAAGCCGAGAGACUUGACCACUUCUUUUGUGAAAGUUGUUCUGCCGAAGGUCAACCAAAGUUGCCAAAUCCUCGUUCUGCUACAAGACACUCAGAUACCAAGGUGGAUACUAAACGCCGUCGAAGGUAGAAGUGAUGAUAGUAGAUAAUGCAUAAAAGGAGGUAGAUCUAUAAUGGAGGGGACCCUUGCUUUUCUGAUCCUGGGUAGAAGCUGAGCAAACUUGGAGGAGACAAUGAUAUCUAGUAAACUAUAGUCUUUCUCUACUUUAAUGGAAGAGACUAAUUUAAAAAUGUUUGUCAAUGGUUUGAGUAUCCAUCCUUGUUUCCCUUGAAAGUGGAGGAUGUGUUUGUUUUGUCUGUAAUUAUGUGGUGAUGUAGAUUCUCCAUCAAUCCCCUUCAGGUCCUUGUUCUUCCUCUGACUUUUGUGAAGUACCUUGACUUUAUUUACAAGCAGCAGUAGACACUACUUUAGUAAUAGAUCAAAACUUUUCCAACAAAAUAAAAAUAA